AUGGGCGACAAGGAUACCUACAGUGUCCCACCGCUCCAACAGCCCCAUCGGCACACCUUCAUUCUCCUCCACGGCCGCGGCUCCAACGGCCAGAGCUUUGGAAGCGGCCUAGUCAACUCGCCCCUCGCACCGCCGACGAAGGCAAGCGCAAAGAGCGAGCCGCACGCCACGGCUGCUGCUGCGGCCGAGACGCUCCGCACCGCCUUCCCCCACGCGCGCUUCGUCUUCCCCACCGCUCCAAGGACCAGCGUCGCGCUCUACCGCGGCCGCGCGACGCACCAGUGGUUCGACAGCUGGAAGCUCGACCCGCCUGCCACCGAGAGGGAGUACCUGCAGGCGCCGGGGUUGGGGGACACGACGCGCCGCCUCCACGCCCUGCUCGAGUCCGAGAUCGCUAGCGUGCCCGGCGGCGCGGCCAGCGUGGUCCUCGGCGGCCUGAGCCAGGGGUGCGCGGCGGCGCUGGUCGCGACGCUGCUGUGGGAGGGCGGCAGGCUGGGCGCCGUGGUGGGCAUGUGCGGAUGGCUGCCCUAUGCGGCGCGUAUGAGCGAGGAGGUUAAGGACGCCUUGGCUUCUAAUGGUGAGGGCGAGGAUGACAUCUUUGAGAGGGGCGAGGACGACCGCCCGAGGCAUCGGAGCAAGGACCCUAUGACUGUGGCGAUUACGUGGCUCAGGGAAGAGCUUCAGCUGGGUACAACGUCCGGGCCGAAAUCCGCCCUGACCAAGAGCAUCCCUGUCUUCCUCGGGCAUGGCGUGCAAGACGCGAGGGUCAAUAUCAUCUUGGGUCGCACGGCGGGCCAAUGCUUGUCUGACCUUGGGGCAGACGUCACUUGUGUCGAGUACGAAGCUCUUGGUCACUGGUACUCACCCAACAUGCUACGAGACAUGGCAGACUUUAUAUGGAAAGAGACCGGCUGGACUCCGUAG
Thyridium curvatum is the source of this 924-nucleotide messenger RNA. RefSeq lists its product as uncharacterized. Gene Ontology annotation, molecular function: palmitoyl-(protein) hydrolase activity; carboxylic ester hydrolase activity. Gene Ontology annotation, biological process: protein depalmitoylation. The record is from RefSeq and is a predicted model, not a curated record. Gene Ontology annotation, cellular component: cytoplasm. Bases 1 to 924 code for a protein of 307 amino acids. The transcript has a single exon. Lineage: Eukaryota; Fungi; Ascomycota; Sordariomycetes; Thyridiales; Thyridiaceae.